Molecule: messenger RNA, 1845 nt
Organism: Penicillium diatomitis
Lineage: Eukaryota; Fungi; Ascomycota; Eurotiomycetes; Eurotiales; Aspergillaceae
Product: oxidoreductase, short-chain dehydrogenase/reductase family
Exons: 3
Coding region: 1-1845 (614 amino acids)
Source: RefSeq, a predicted model, not a curated record
AUGGUCCAUGAUCCCUUCGCCAAUUGGUACAGCGCCGAACUGCUGGACAGUUUAAUGUGUUCCAAUUGUCGAGAAUUUCAUGGCGUUCAUGCACCCUGCCCCUGCUCCUGCACGUCGCUUGACGAGCCCACUCGUGCAGAUGCCGUGUCACUUCCUCGGUCGACCAAGACGGGCAUCACAGGCAUGUUGUCGCUUCACGACUAUCGCAAGUUCCUGUCGCAGUCCGCAGAGUGUGUGAACGACCCCGUUGAUCUUCGCGUGGACAAGACGCUCAAACGCAAAAACGCCACCUCCAACCUGCAUCUGCUUCCCCAACCCCAUCGUCGCUCUCUGUCCUUCAGUGCCAUUUCCACCUCGUCGCGGGCGUCUAGUCCUCCGCCCUUAUCUCCAUCUUAUUCUCACAGCAUCAUCUCCUAUCAAAGUGAUUUUGACUACGAAGUUUCUCAAGCCUCUGCAGUGCUCAUUUCGCCCUCGCAGACUCCACGAGUCGACCUCGUUUCGGCCAGAUUGACACGUCCGAGACCAAAUCGCAAGCGACUGAACACCUUCCGUGAGAAGCUUCACCGGAACGGGCAGAUCCCAGUGCGGCCUCAAACUCAAGCUCAGGCCUCAAACCAAACUCAGACCUCGACUCACACUCACCCUCGGUCUCAGUCUCAGUCUCCCGGCCACGUUCCAUCACAGUCGUUACCAUCUUCCACCAACCUCGAACCUUCAAUGCUGGCGACAUCGCAGGCUGUCGCCACCGUCUCGCACGGGGGCGCCUCGUUUGAAAUCUUGAAUCCUCGCAAAUCACUAGAUGUGACGCGGAUUGUUUCCUUCAUUGAGGAUGUCGACGAUUGUUCAAUCCUUUCCUUUGACCCUCAGACCGAGCCCCCGGCGUUUCGCCAUCCUUACUCGGUGGACACCAGCUGCGACAGCAUGUCUAUCUCCCAAUUCACCGAUGCCUCUCUCCCUUCUUAUUUCUCUUCUCCAUCUCUCUACACAAUAUCGCCAUCAUUGAGCUGCUCUACACCCAAAAAAUCCCUCACCGGCAUAUCCGAAUCAUCACCUGGCGUGCAUGAUCGACUCGAUUCGCUGUCCGAUGCCUCGUCUCUUCAAAAACAACACCACUACUGGUCUUCAGCACGCGCACAUCGACUCGAUUCUCUCUCGGCGUCUCCACAGCGAAAGCUGGAGUUCGGUCUGAUCGACACCUCUCUCUCACAGAUGCAGCCACUCGCUAUUCUAGCAGGGCGAAUGGACGAGCGGGACUCGGACCUUGCAUCAGAGAUCCUACACCCUUCAGACCUUCAGACGCCGGUCUCUCAUUCUCCGUCUCAACCGAAUUUCCACUCUGGCGACAGCGACAUUGGUGAGCCGGGCUCACCUGUUUAUGCCAAUGGAGAUUGGUCUCAGGUAGAUGAAGGGGAUCGAGGAGUCCUGCUGGAUUUGGGUCCUCCUCCGCCUCCCCCUCCUUCUUUUCCUCAAACAUUCCAUGGUGGCAGCUCAGGACCAUCAUACUCGGAACCCCCCUCUCCAUACGACACAUACUACGCCAAUACCAUGUCAUCAUUGUUACCUUCCACGCCGUCUUCGGGUCCACACUACAAUCCAUAUGAUCCGAUGUUUUUCGAUCCUCAUGUCCAGUCUGUGCUGGCCGCGGCCAAUGCGGAGAACAUGGGACUCCGAGGCCACUCGAAUCGAGCUCUGGACGAUCUGCAGCGCAGAUUCGGUAGUUCAAUUAGUCUGGGUGGUCCUGGGUCUGGAUCCGGAUCGGGUGAAAGGCAUACACAUAAGGAAGGUCGAAAGGGAUCCUUUUCCCGGCGCAAGAAAUUUAAAAAGCUGCUCAGUUGGCGGUCCUGA